GCAGGUAGCUGUAUCCAGCUGGGUGGCAGGUGGAUCCAAGGGUCACCAUGAAGUUUUCAGGACCCCUGGAGAGCCAGAGGUUGUCUCUCCUUCUGGAGAUGGCAAUCUCUAGGGAAGCUCAAAUGUGGAAAGCACAUGUGCCGAAAAUUCAGCCCGAUCAGGAUGUAGCCAUUUCUCCAAGGCAGAGGGAUGAGGUCAUCCAGUGGCUGGCCAAGCUCAAGUACCAGUUCCACCUUUACCCAGAAACGCUCGCCCUGGCCAUCAGCCUCUUGGACAGGUUUUUAGCAGCAGUGAAGGCCCGUCCCAAGUACCUGAACUGUAUUGCAAUCAGCUGCUUCUUCCUCGCUGCAAAGACCAUCGAGGAAGACGAGAGGAUUCCAGUACUGAAAGUGUUGGCUCGGGAUAGCUUUUGUGGGUGUUCUCCAGCUGAGAUUCGCAGAAUGGAGAAGAUCAUCCUGGAUAAACUGAACUGGGAUCUUCACAUGGCAACGCCACUGGAUUUCCUUCAUAUUUUCCACGCCGUGGCGGUGUCCAGCAGGCCGCAGCUGCUGGCGCUGCUGCCCACGGCCAGCCCCUCGCAGCACGUGGCGGCGCUCACCAGGCAGCUGCUGCACUGCAUGGCCUGCUUCCAGCUGCUGCAGUUCAAGGGCUCCAUGCUGGCGCUGGCCAUCGUCAGCCUGGAGCUGGAGAAGCUGCUCCCCGACUGGCUGGCUCUCAUCAUCGAGCUGCUCCAGAAGGCACAGAUGGACAGCUCGCAGCUGAUCCACUGCCGGGAGCUGGUGGCACAUCACCUUUCCACUGCGCAGCCUUCUCUGCUGCCCAACCCUGUAUAUGUCUACAGUCCCCUCCAGCAGAGCCUGGUGACCUGUAACAGAGGAGCGCUCCGGCGCCAGCCCUCCUCUGUGCCAGGCCCGGGCUGCUGCCAGGACAACGGCCGGCCAGAAGCGCCCGUCACAGCUACAGCCGCGCUCUGCCCGCGCCUGCCCGGCCCCGCCGGCGCCUGCAAGCCGGGCCCCGCCAAGCGCAAGGUGGAGGAGAUGGAAGUGGACGACUUCUACGACGGCAUCAAGCGCCUGUACAACGAAGAGCUGGCUCCGGAGGCGGCGGCCCUGGAGAGCGCGGGCUCCGCCUGCGGCGCCGAAAUCUGUACCAUCAAACUGGUUGAGACCAUCUUCUGA
Ficedula albicollis (Collared flycatcher) is the source of this 1178-nucleotide messenger RNA. RefSeq names its product cyclin I (gene CCNI). The record is from RefSeq and is a predicted model, not a curated record. Gene Ontology annotation, cellular component: cyclin-dependent protein kinase holoenzyme complex; cytoplasm; nucleus. Gene Ontology annotation, molecular function: cyclin-dependent protein serine/threonine kinase regulator activity. Gene Ontology annotation, biological process: mitotic cell cycle phase transition; regulation of cyclin-dependent protein serine/threonine kinase activity. NCBI's taxonomy places the organism in Eukaryota, Metazoa, Chordata, Aves, Passeriformes, Muscicapidae. The transcript is spliced from 6 exons. Bases 48 to 1178 code for a protein of 376 amino acids.